AUGUAUAGAAUAAAUGAAAAUUUCAAUUCCACCAAUUUUAUUAAAAUUUGUUUCUUUACCCUUUUAAUUUGGAUAAUACAUUAUAACAAUAAUAUUAAUAACUGCAAUAGGUUAUUUGAUAAGAACUAUGAGUUAGAUGUAGAUCUAGAUUUAACAACUAAUCGACUCCUAGCUCAUCAUUCAGUGAAUGAAAUAUUACUAGAUAAAGAAGAUAUACAAGAAAAUGAAAAAGACACAUUAUUACAAAACAAAGAAUUAAAAGGAAGAGAAUUAAAUAGGAAUGCAUGGGAUAAAGUGGCUAAAAGUAAUAACUCUUCGUUAUUUAGUAGACUGGAUACUUUUUAUGAAAAAAAAAUAUUCAAUAUAUUAGACUCCUUGGACAAAUUAAGGAAUAACACGGAAAUUAAUCAUUGGGAUAAAUAUAGAGCGAUAAAUAGAAAGAAGAUAAAAUUAGCACUUAUUCCAGUCUCUUUAAUUUUAUUGGUAAUAUUAGUAUAUUCAAUAUUAAGUUCUAAAUUAAAAGAAAUAGCUACAACAAGUGAUAGCUCUGUUGUUGCAUUUAUUUCGUUAGGUUUAACAUUCGCAAUGUUCUUAUCUAUUAUAUAUGGUAUUAUAUAUAUCUAUAAAAAAAUUAAAAAAUAUGGAAAGAUAAAGAAAAAUAAUCGUAAAAAUUUGUAA
Molecule: messenger RNA, 678 nt
Organism: Plasmodium malariae
Lineage: Eukaryota; Apicomplexa; Aconoidasida; Haemosporida; Plasmodiidae
Product: Plasmodium exported protein, unknown function
Exons: 2
Coding region: 1-678 (225 amino acids)
Source: RefSeq, a predicted model, not a curated record